This is a messenger RNA of Suillus plorans, 1329 nucleotides long. RefSeq lists its product as uncharacterized. The coding region runs from base 1 to 1329 and encodes 442 amino acids. NCBI's taxonomy places the organism in Eukaryota, Fungi, Basidiomycota, Agaricomycetes, Boletales, Suillaceae. The transcript has 6 exons. The record is from RefSeq and is a predicted model, not a curated record.
AUGGAACUGAGUGUACGAUCACCACCUCCAAUUCGAAGACAUCCUUACCACCUGGCAUCCGUGAGACCUGAAAAGACCAAGAUACCCAAACUACAACAGGCUUCUGCUGCGGUUAUGGUCCCCGCGCGUCCUUCAUUUGACUUGGACGACAAAGGUUAUUGUCGUCCAAGUCAUAGCCUUACUUCAAAUGGGCGACAGAUACUGAAAGAAAUAACCAAAAGGACUCCAGAGACUGGCCAUGUCAUGGAGUUUCACGGUGUUACGCCACGGGAGUACUAUGUAUUACAAAAUGUGCUAGAAGAGACGGGCCGAAAGUUAAGGCUCUCCUACGACUCUAACGAGCGCGUCCUCCUUGUCGACAUGCCUAGUGCCAUUCACGAAGCGCCAUUUACCAAACUCAAGGAUUCCCUUGCCUCUACAUUGCAAAGUCUUCCUUACGAUCAUAAACUCAUUUGUUCGGCCGUUAACAUGAACUUAGCAUUAGAGAUUGAAGGUGCAUCAGUCAUGCCUGAUAUCUCUAUCGCGUUGAUGAAAAGUGCGCAUGCUCAGAGACCUGUGGCGCACGCUUUGGAUAAGAUGAAGAAGACUAUCAGGGCUCAUCCGGAGGUCACUAUGGCCAUCUUAGCGGUAGUCCGUGAGGCGAAGGUGUACGAGUCUCCGAAGGAAGGUUCCGUCGCAUCAGCAACUCUCUUAACUUCGCAGAGGCCUAUGCCUCGUAGUGAAUUCAUCGCCGAAGAGUUCCCGCCCUGCGAACCUGUCGAGAUCGCGGGUCAUACCUGGUGUCAUCUCAGCUCGGUGGAGUACAUGGUGUGGGUAAAGCCAGACGAUGCAGCGCAGUUAGAUCUUGAUGAUGAGGAUGAACAGUAUAUGGCACGCGGCGCAUUGUUCCCUGCGUUCCGCAUGGGCGCCGUCAUGAAUAUGAUCCAACGAGGGUUGGAAAAGGUUAGGGAUGCUUUCGCUGCUUACAGUGAACACCUUGAUGAGACUGUCGAUGUCACUCGCCUCGAGGAAGCUGAAGUAGUUUUUUCAAUUGAUUGGGACGACACCAUCACAUUAAUGCAUGACGCGGUGCUCUCAACCUCUUACGCUCGGUACAAACAUUGGCAUGAGGAUGCCCAACUCAAAGACGAGCCUGUGCAAAUCACAACAACCGGAAAACGCAUACGGGAUCCUUCGUAUUCCCCAUCUGAGUCUUCAGCAUCGGAUGACGCUGACUUACAAGAGACAUCCACUCGUCUUUCUCGUGGACGUCCCAAGCGCAAACAGUGUCCCACCUCUCAGCCUCCUCCUCACAAGUCCAAAUUAACUGGUGAGAAACACCGCGAUUAG